Molecule: messenger RNA, 1032 nt
Organism: Spodoptera frugiperda (fall armyworm)
Lineage: Eukaryota; Metazoa; Arthropoda; Insecta; Lepidoptera; Noctuidae
Product: outer dense fiber protein 3-like protein 2
Exons: 5
Coding region: 111-908 (265 amino acids)
Source: RefSeq, a predicted model, not a curated record
CUCAAAUCGAUAUUAUUCUACACAUUGUCAUGUCACAUACUAUUCGCUAUUUCGUCAUUAUUAUUUAAUUAGUGCUUUCAAACUUAAUUUUUGAUAUUACAAACAUUACCAUGCCGUUCGGCUAUGGAUGUAGAAGUAGGAUAGUGAAGCAGGUGCCAGCUAAGCCUACGAUACGUACCUUACCGAUACUGCAGGAACUAGUCACACCCGGGCCGUGCCAUUAUGAGCCUCCAAAUUUAAACGCUGGCAAGGGAUUUUCCAAUAUAAGACGUCCACCAGCUUACUCGUUCGGUCAAGUCCUAAGACCUAAUUGGCCUCCGGCAGUUUUACCCAAUGCACCGCUGGUCGAUAUUAGCGGAACCAGCAAAAAAGGGCCUCAUAGAAUCCCAGGAGGUUUAAUGAUGUAUAAAACGGAGCUGGGAACGGAUAAGCUGAGGAGACCAGGGCCUGGUGCUCACGAGCCCAAGUUUUACGUGCAGGUUAAGCGCCCACCAGCGUACAGCAUGCGGCUUGCAGCCAAAGCUCCAUACCGGUCGUUGGAUACCUGGACCCCACCACCCAAUAUGUACUGUCCUCCUAUACCCAAACCAAAACCACCAGCAUUCAGCUUCCGAUACAGAACCGAUAUAUACUACACGAGUAAGACGCCCGGUCCAGGCCAACACAACCCUAAUCACGAUUAUGUGAGAAGGAGUAAACCUGCCUUCUCCUUCGGGCCUCGGUACAAACCGGUGCGAAGCACAGAAACAUAUACUCCUGCGCCUAACGCUUACUGCGAAAAGAAGUUCUUGAUAAGCAAGCCUUCAGUACCGGCUCCAAGCUUCGGCAUCCGACACAGUCCCUACUUGGGCAAACGAGCAGUCAGCAUGAAGCCUUCCGACAUCGAAACGCGGAUCCGUCAAUACUGAAUACGAUCAAAGAUACACAUUACUACAAAUGUGAUUAACUCGAAUUUUAAUCCCGUAGGUAAUGAUUUUAUUUAUUUUAUGAUUUACAAUGUUUACAAAAUGUAAUAAAAUUUAAUAUUCGGUA